Molecule: messenger RNA, 2131 nt
Organism: Leptomonas pyrrhocoris
Lineage: Eukaryota; Euglenozoa; Kinetoplastea; Trypanosomatida; Trypanosomatidae
Exons: 1
Coding region: 362-2131 (589 amino acids)
Source: RefSeq, a predicted model, not a curated record
AGCCAUUUUGUCUACACUGAGGCACAAACAAACAAGAAGGGCUUUAUGCACCUGCACCUUUGAUAAAAUAGAGAAGGCUGUUGCGUUAUCGCAUGCACAAACAACAGCGAACACACGCACACAUAACCUCCAAAUAGACACAUACACGCGCACGCUAAUGCUUCUUUUCCAUUGAAGCUCUUCGCAACACUAUCGGGCAACGUAUUAAUACUGCUGAUAUUUGUGGCAACAUCACGAGGCACAACAGUACAAAACAAACUCAUAGAAAUCAACGAAAUCACGACCAUCUAGAACAAUCGGUUGCUGCCUUGGAAAACUCCUUCUUUUUCUUUCUCGAAGAACAUAAUUGACUAGAAUAAUCAUGGCUACUUCUUCCAACACUACGACCGUGGUGCCGAGCUUCGCCACUGUUACCUUGGCGUUCUCAGAGAGUGACCCCGCUGUAGUGCCAGGCGCAGCCGCCGGUGCGAUGGAACCAAAGACGAUGCGCGUACCGAUUUCCUCACAAACGACCGUUCGCGAACUCGCGAAGGGGGCGAUGGCUCGCUACAUGUUUUCACUGCGUCGCACCGCCAAGAGCACCGACCUCGUCGCUCGCCAGCUGUUUCGCACCGGUAUUGUGGUGACGGAUGUUCACCUACGCAGCUUUCAGGACACGACGGAGUUGGCCAACAAAGCAGACGAGUCUUUGACCACGCACGACAUCGAAUCACAACUGCCUCCCUGCAGGAUUGAGCUGUUCUCCGAUGACUGUGUGGUGCACGUAGUACAGGUGAGGGAGGAGGUGGUAUACAUGCGCUUUAAGGCCGCAACGGAAAGGUCGCGCAAGAGGAAAGGUGAGCGGCUGGACCCUACAUCCAAGAGCGCCACUUCGCCCAUGGUAGAGGUAGAGGACACAACUGACCGUGACAGCAAGACGCAUUCAUCGAAUGUGACUCCAUCGGCGGUCCAGCCGGUGCCCGACGCAGACAGCUCGCGUGCCAUGCCCGCCGAGGAUUCCACCGCGGCCAGUCUCUCCACCGAUGACGAUGUCGUGUGCGUGAGCGGAGCGGAGAAGGGGGCCGGCAAGGGUGGCAUAUCCAUACCCAUGCCGUUGCCACCGUUCGGCGUUGCACCAGUCGCGGCCGCUCUUCUCAAUUACGCCACCACUUCGAAAAAGACCUGUGAGACGUCGUUGGGGUGCGAUGUGCGUCCCAGUGCCUCUUCUCCCUCUACCGCGGACGACAAAGAAGACGACGAGGACGAUGUGGAAGCUUCGACGUCAAGCGAGCGGGACGACAGCGAAGCAGAACUGCUGAGCAUCGCUCGGUCCAUCGCUACGCUGCGGCAGGAUGAAACGCGCCGCAUGCCGUGGGGGCCGGAUGCGUACAAGCACUUUGCCACCAACUACGUGAACAGUCCCCAAAAGAUCAUGACAGGGCGCUACAACUCCUACAAGCACCAGCUGCCGCCCCCUUCGGUGAAGCUGCAUCAUAACCAGUCAGCACCGAAGACCGUGAGGUCCCCCCAUGCAGGAAUGGUCGCGAUCAAGGAACUGAACAAGCCAGCAAAAGAGCCACCGGUGAAGCAACGCCGGGAAGAAAAGGUGGAGGGGGGUGCUCCUCUCACGAGCAGCCGUAUCGAGGAAAUCAGUAGUUGCGACGACUCACAAGUCAGCGUUAUGCUGAGCUGCGGUUCAAGCAGUCGGAGCAUCACACCCAGUGCACGAGCGGUGCGCGAUACACUCGGCUGCGUGUUUCCUCCGGCACCACCUCCAGAGAGAUACAGCGCGACCGCCACUGUGGACUCCGUGUCGACGAACUCUACGAUCGCGGAGGAGAGCGUGCAAAGUGUAGACGGCAAACGAGAAGAGGAAGAGACACAAACGGUAUAUUCAGCGCAGAUUCCCGUCGAAGCUGGUAUUGUGACCUCCACUACCCCUGCUAAUGCAGUGAUGGGUGCCACCGUUUCUCUCACGACUCCGAGCACUGUAGCGAAACCUGUGCAGGGGCUCGUGGCACGUCAGCUGAGCUUUGAUGAGGAGUGCGAAAGUGGCUCGGGCAAAGCGACCAAACAGAAUGGCUCGAUUGGUGAGGCGAGUACACAGGCGGUGCAGGUGCUGAGUGUGCAGCGGAUGUCGCCUUGCGCGUAG